GUUUGGACAUGGUAGUAUUUGAAGCGAGUCAGCAAUCGCUCGCCCACGAAGGCCAAGCCCCCAAACCUCUACAACGAAGGCGUGAUGGCUGCUCGGAAUGCCGGAGGAAAAAGGUCAAGUGCGAUUUGCGCAGACCUGUUUGUUCACGAUGCACCCGCUUUCCGAAAGAGUGUAGAUACGGUCUAAACUUUGUCAGUGAGAGACAACGUCCAAGGUCCCAAAAUUCAGCAGAACGGCCUCUUCGCAGUCUGAUAAGGCCUGAUGUCAGACUAUGUAUUGAUGAAUCAUUUUCGAUUCUCCCACAUCAGCUUCACCUCAACCCAUCUCCCUUCCUAUCGACAAAGGAGUCACUAUUCUUUCUUCACCUCUUUGCUACUGAAACCGCUCCGCGGCUCUUUCCAGCUGCUCCCAGCAUUUUCGUACGUCAGUUAGUGAAUCGCGCCCUGGAGACGCCUCACCUGCUCCAUGCACUCCUAGCAGCAGCGAGUAGUCAUCACGGCCGCUUGGUGGGAGAUUUCAGCGCGAGAUCAAGGACGACGACUCUGAAAUUUACCAACUUUGCUGUCUCCGGCCUACGUACUGCCCUCAGUAGGACAGAGGAGAUGCCAAAAGCAGAGACAACCAUGACAGCUCUUGCUUUAUGUACGAACGAUAUCUGUAAUGGAAACCGAGACAUAUGGCGGGCCCAUCUGUCUGGAGCAACUCGUUUAUUGACUGCUUUCUUGGAUAGCCAUACCGUAGCUUCAGGUGUUGUUGAUCCGUUUGGUCUGUGUUUGGUCAAAUGGUUUGCCACGCUAGAUACUAUGGCGAAUUUGACAGGAGUCAGUGCAAGCCCGACCGAUAGAGAUCCACGUUGGUACCUGGACAAAAUUCCUGAUACGCAGGUUGGCUACGUGGACGAUAUAUCUGGUUACUCUCCGGAGCUUAUACCAAUGUUGGCUCAGCUGGGACAGAUGGCAGGCCGGCAAGAUUUAUGCACGGCAGCAAAAUAUGACGUGCUGUUCACCCUGCCACAGCAGCUGUUGGAAGAGGCUCAGCAGCUAGAAUCCCAGAUCAGGUCUAUUACGGACAGGACUGUUUCAGAUUCCACGUUGAAAAAUCAUAACAGUGCGCUUACAGUUGACUUGCUGCACACUCAUCGUGCCUUUGUCCAUGCUUCACUGCUUCAUCUUCACCGUCGGGUUCAAUUACUUCCGAGGGGCCACAGUCAAGUCAAGGAAGAUAUCACCAAUAUCGUCAACGCCGUUCUAAAUAUCGAUCCCUUUUCUCCCGCCAAUAUACUCAUUCUCUGGCCAAUGUUUAGUGCUGGCUGUGAAACCAGCUUCGUGAGCGAACGCAACCUGAUCCAAGACCGCAUGGCCAAUAUGCAAAGCCUUGGAUUGGGAAAUUACACUAGAGCCAGGGAUAUGUUGAAAAUAUUCUGGUCGUCUGGUAGUUCUAUGCCAUGGGAUAUUUACUUUGCGGAACAGGGGAUACAGCUGGUUUUAUUUUGAGACACGUUGAGAUUGACUGGCACUCCGCUAAUACCAACCUUCAAAGAUUGUCUGUAACUUAGUUCGCUGUGACUCUAGCAUGA
Messenger RNA from Aspergillus caelatus, 1576 nucleotides. RefSeq names its product transcription factor domain-containing protein. Gene Ontology annotation, cellular component: nucleus. The transcript is spliced from 2 exons. Gene Ontology annotation, biological process: positive regulation of transcription by RNA polymerase II. Gene Ontology annotation, molecular function: zinc ion binding; DNA-binding transcription factor activity, RNA polymerase II-specific; transcription cis-regulatory region binding. The coding region runs from base 9 to 1493 and encodes 494 amino acids. Lineage: Eukaryota; Fungi; Ascomycota; Eurotiomycetes; Eurotiales; Aspergillaceae. The record is from RefSeq and is a predicted model, not a curated record.